Suillus clintonianus is the source of this 734-nucleotide messenger RNA. Its product is annotated as ubiquinol-cytochrome-c reductase complex subunit-domain-containing protein. The record is from RefSeq and is a predicted model, not a curated record. The transcript is spliced from 4 exons. Gene Ontology annotation, biological process: mitochondrial electron transport, ubiquinol to cytochrome c. Lineage: Eukaryota; Fungi; Basidiomycota; Agaricomycetes; Boletales; Suillaceae. The coding region runs from base 366 to 587 and encodes 73 amino acids.
AUUGCGUACGCGCUAAUAUUAUGGAACUUUCUGACGGUCGUGCAAGAUCUCCAUCAAUGUGGCCACGAGAAGGCAAGGGGGAUGAUUGUUGCAUCAAUGUUGAUGAUGAAACAGAUUCGUCCAGAAUCUGAAUGUCUGAACCCACGGCCGUUAUCACUGUGGGAGCUGCAGCCGUUAUGCGCGUCGCAGGGAUUGCAUUCUCUGCUGAAACGUACCCUCCUAGUGCACGGUUGGUGGUUAGGGGAGACUACUUAGAACGUGUUUGAGUCGAGUCACGUGGUAGCGUUUUUGCAUUCUCCGCUCUCGCCCGAGUUCGCAGUGCCAAUCACCUUCAAACCUUGUUAUUCCUCACUGUCUAUCAGACCAUGGCCCGUUUAUCAUACCGACCGAGCUCGCCAACUCACUUUGCCAGCACCUUGGCCAAACGGUGGGGACCGACGUUGGGCAUUUGGGGCGUGGGUGCCGGUACAGCUGCUCUCUUCUUAUUGUCUGUUACGCCGGUGGUGAAGAAGGGUCUUCUCGUAAACAUUCCGGUGCUUGGGAAUUACUACGAGGACAAAACACCUGCUUCCGACAAGCCGUUCUGAACGGUCCGCGAUUAUAUAGAUGCAUACCGCCCUUUGGAAUACCAAUAUUUCAUUUAAUGUAGAUUGCGGCCACCCCAGAUACACAAACUUUGUGAUCGUUUCAAAUAGCCGCGGAGGCGUCAAUACAAUUUGUGAUAUCACCAAAAC